This is a messenger RNA of Papilio machaon (common yellow swallowtail), 2238 nucleotides long. RefSeq names its product RNA exonuclease 5 (gene Rexo5). Gene Ontology annotation, molecular function: exonuclease activity; nucleic acid binding. The record is from RefSeq and is a predicted model, not a curated record. The coding region runs from base 147 to 1871 and encodes 574 amino acids. Gene Ontology annotation, cellular component: nucleus. NCBI's taxonomy places the organism in Eukaryota, Metazoa, Arthropoda, Insecta, Lepidoptera, Papilionidae. The transcript is spliced from 2 exons.
UAUGUUUGGCUUGACAGCGAUGACAUAUUGUCUCACGUUUUGUGUUGCGGUAGUGGUGUGUUUUUCUAUCUUUGUACCAAUUUCAGUACAUUCAUUUAUCGUUUUUAGUUGUAUGGAUUGAAAUUUUCAUAAGCAAUAGCUUAAUAAUGAUUAUCGGUAACGGUCCUGAAGAACCUACUAAAAAGAAGCGGCGUAAAAAUUUAGAAGCAGCGGAUAAAUUAAAUGAAAAUGAGAAACCUAUAGGUAAUGAAAUGUUACAAAAGGUUCGAAAAAAACACAUACCUAACCUCAGACUAAAACCUGCUGGAGAUAUUGCAUCUUUACUCACAGCCGAACAAGAAAGAAUACCACUAAUGCUCACUGAUAUACAGCACCUUCUUUUGCACUCCCUGUUUGGUAACAUCAAUUUGAGUCAACCUCCACGAUGGUAUGUUUUGGAUAAGGGUGAUCAUGUCAGUCAAACAACAUGCAUCAUCUUAGAAGGUCUUUCUAUUCAACACUGGGAAAAAUAUCAUGAACAAAUGUUAAAUUCAAAUAAAAUUUUCAAGCAUCAUAUAGAAAUUCUUACUCCAUCUGUAUACAAUGGUUCACUUGUUAAGGAGUUAGCUUUAGUACCACUGUCUGAAAAUGAUAAGGAAGCAAUCAUACAGAAAUAUGGAAGUAUGAAUUUAGCUUUAGAAGCUAGAAAAGAUUUGAUGGUUAUGAUGAAGGCAGUCUUUCCAAUUGAAGAUGGUGAUAGUGACAAUUUUGAUUAUUCAACUGGAGAUGCCUAUCCUAGAACACAACUCAUAUUGUCAGCAUGGCAAUUGAUUGAAGACAAUUAUCCACUGCCUUUGAAAGGAAAAUUACAAAAUGCUUAUGCAGAUUAUGUAAUGACCAAAGAGGAAUAUAAACCAGUUACAGCCAAAUCACCAAUGUUUGGUUUAGAUUGUGAAAUGUGUCUAACAAGUGUAGGUUCAGAAUUAACACGGGUUACCAUUGUUAAUGAGAAAUAUGAAAGUGUAUAUGAAACAUUAGUUAAGCCUUAUAAUGAUAUAACAGAUUAUUUAACUAGGUAUUCUGGUAUUACUGCAUCAUUAUUGGAAAAUGUUAACAAGAGGUUAGAAGAUGUUCAAAAAGAAAUUAGACAUUUAUUACCCCCUGAUGCCAUUUUAGUUGGUCACUCACUUAAUACAGAUUUACAUGCUUUAAAAAUGAUGCAUCCCUAUGUUAUAGAUACUAGUGUAGUAUUUAAUAUCACUGGGGAAAGGUGUCGUAAACCUAAGCUGAAGGUGUUAGCUAGAGAAUUUCUUAAUGAAAUUAUUCAAUCUGGAAAAGAAGGCCAUUGUUCUAAAGAAGAUGCAGUAGCCGCUCUGAAAGUUGUACAGCUGAAAUUGAAAAAAAACUUAGAAUUUGGUGAUGCUGUUCAUACUAAGAGAAAACAGUAUAAAGAAAAUAUGAUAAAAGUAAAACAAAAGGAGGAAUAUGCUUUAUCAAUUUUUAAUCAUAUAAUAGAACAGAAGAAAACUUCAAUUGUUGUUGGUUGUGAUAACAUUACAGGGGAUUAUCACACAUACUUGACACAAGCAAAAGAAAGCUUUAACUCUCAGUUGAAAAAGAACAAGACGAAAAAGGUGAAACUUUGCACUGUAGAUGGUGUGGAAGAAGUUAUAUCUAAGCUCUCUGAAUCCAUUAGUGAAUAUAAUUUAGCUAUGGCACAUCUUAAAUUAGAAAUCAACACUGAUAAUGCAUUACAACAAAUGCUUGAGAUUGAUGCAUGGAUUCAAAGAGUGUGGGAUAGUUUAAAGAUUUCAGGUUUGUUUGUUAUUGUAUUUGGUGGGACUACAGAUACCAAUGGUAUUGCCAUGAUGAAAGUAAAAGAUGUAACAUGAAUUUUUCUUUACUGAAUUACUUUCCACAUUUAUGUUUAAGUAAAUAUUUUCCCUUAAAAGACUCAUGAAAAAUAAAAAUAUUUGAUUUAAUAAACUCAUGGUAAAACCCAAUUCCAAUGAAAACUAUUAACAUGUUAGCUUCUAAAGAAUGAGUUUGAUUUCACAUAGAUUAUGUGUAGUAUAUUUGAUCUAUAAAAUUACUGUUUCUUGUUGUAUGUAAGUCUUGUUUUGUGGACAAUCCAUACAAGAGGCAUUUGUUGGCUCAGUUUACAUAGUGUACUAUUUUUUAUAUAAUGCCUUGCUGAAAUCAAAACGAAUUAUAGAAUUAUGUGUAAACCAAAUAUAAAGCAAUAAACGUCAGAGUGGA